AUGGGAAUUCUCACGCUCAAGAAACUAGAAAAAAUAGAUAUUUCAAAUACUAAGGUCACAGUAUUACCACCCGAAAUCGGCGAGUUAGAAUUCUUGAAAGAGUUAGCAAUUCAAAAUACUCCCCUCCUCGAAUCUAAGCCAUUUUCUAUCUUAAAAUCUAAGUCACCAUCCGAAGUUGCUGCAUUUUUCAAGCGAAUUACCCUUAAAGAUGAGAUUCCAAAGUUUCAUUUCGAACCUCAUAAUCCUCAAGAGAGAGUUUUUUCGAUUUUGUCGUGGAAUAUACUUGCAAGCAAGGUAGCAAGAAGAGAUUUCUACCCACUUUCUACCGAAAAAUGCAUGGCCACUUAUUAUCGUGACACAUUAACUGCCCAAAUCGUAGACGAAAUACAUCCUGAUAUUAUUGCACUCCAAGAGUUCGAGGCUCGACAGGCAUCAGAUUGGAGCAAGCCAUUUAUAGAAAAUGGCUAUUGGGUAACUGUUGCACCAAAAGGCCGCUACUACACAAAGAAGCCAGCUGAUCAAUUAUUUGUCCACGGACAAGCUACAUUCGUCAAUCUCCAUAGAUUCGAUGUUCUUAUUUCUCAAUUAUUUUAUCCUCGCGAUUCAAAGUUAGUUUCAGCCGAUGAUACAGACAUCAAAGGAUGCGACGAUGUUGUCCUCAUUACUGCUGUUCGAACUCAUUCAAAGCCGUCAAAGAAUUACAUCAUUCUUAACGUCCACAUGAAGUUCAACGACGCUGAAGUCAGAAAGAGACUCGCUGAGAUCAUCAUGAAGGAAACUCUCAAUUUCGCUCAUCAACAAUUCAAAGUUUUCGGAAUUAUUGUUGUUGGCGAUUUCAAUGACAAAACAAACUCUCCAACUCUUCAGAGGUUUUACGAUUUCAAGCUGUCAAACAUUUACGACGCAUUCCAUUCUACAGUCAAUACGGCGAUUUUCCAGAAAGACGAUGCAGCAAGAAUCGACCAUAUCUUGAUAUCAAAGAAUAUCAAGGUCAAGUCAAUUUUGAGUCAAGAUACAUAUGGCCAAUUGGCUGAGGCCCAUCCUUUCAUUCCUUGCUACGGAUUUCCUUCUGAUCAUCUCCCGAUCGGAGCUGUAAUUGAAAUAUAA
Trichomonas vaginalis G3 is the source of this 1107-nucleotide messenger RNA. Its product is annotated as poly(A)-specific ribonuclease protein. Lineage: Eukaryota; Parabasalia; Trichomonadida; Trichomonadidae. The record is from RefSeq and is a predicted model, not a curated record. Gene Ontology annotation, molecular function: poly(A)-specific ribonuclease activity. Bases 1 to 1107 code for a protein of 368 amino acids. The transcript has a single exon.